Messenger RNA from Diorhabda sublineata, 2786 nucleotides. Its product is annotated as enolase-like. The record is from RefSeq and is a predicted model, not a curated record. Gene Ontology annotation, cellular component: phosphopyruvate hydratase complex. The coding region runs from base 153 to 1487 and encodes 444 amino acids. Lineage: Eukaryota; Metazoa; Arthropoda; Insecta; Coleoptera; Chrysomelidae. The transcript has a single exon. Gene Ontology annotation, molecular function: phosphopyruvate hydratase activity; magnesium ion binding. Gene Ontology annotation, biological process: glycolytic process.
AAAUUUCUAUUAAACGUAUCAACACUUUCAAUCUAGUCGUUCACUUUCAAUAAAAUAUCAUCUUAUGUCAUGCGCAAAUAUCAAAAUUUAAGUAAUUGUCAAAUUCUCUAAUUCUCUAUACUAAAUAACCAUUUUUCAUCAAAAUUUAAACCAUGUCUUGUCAAAAGAAAGUAUCUGAUGGAAACAAGAACAUAAAGAGCAUUUAUGCAAGAAGUAUUUUUGAUUCAAGAGGUAAUCCUACCGUGGAAGUUGAUCUUAAAACAGAUGUAGGUAUGUUUAGAGCUGCUGUUCCCUCCGGCGCCAGUACUGGAGUACACGAAGCUUUAGAACUCAGAGAUGGCACCAAAAACUUGUAUCAUGGUAAAAGCGUUUUUAAAGCGAUUGAAAAUAUCAACGAUAUAAUCGCGCCGGCUCUUCUGGAAAAAGAUUUCGAUGUACUUGAACAAGAAACGAUAGAUAAGUUCAUGAUAGAUCUCGAUGGUACUGAAAAUAAGUCUAAAUUAGGAGCGAACGCGAUAUUAGGAGUGUCUUUGGCCAUUUGUAAAGCCGGAGCUGCUAAAAAAGGUAUUCCUCUGUAUAAACAUAUAGCCCAGUUAGCUGGCAAUAAAAAUCUCAUUCUUCCUGUUCCUGCUUUCAAUGUUAUUAACGGCGGAUCUCAUGCUGGAAACAAAUUAGCUAUGCAAGAGUUUAUGAUACUUCCUACUGGAGCUACUUCGUUUACAGAAGCGAUGCGCAUGGGAAGCGAAACCUAUCACCAUUUGAAGAAAGUCAUUCAUGAAAAAUUCGGUUUAGAUGCCACUGCUGUAGGUGAUGAAGGAGGGUUUGCUCCAAAUAUAGACAGUGCGGAGGAUGCUUUACAACUAAUAGCAACUGCUAUUGACAAGGCCGGAUAUACGGGAAAGAUAGAAAUCGGUAUGGACGUGGCAGCUUCUGAAUUUUUCAAAGAUGGUUUAUAUGAUUUAGACUUCAAAAAUCCAAAUUCAGACAAGUCCAAAUGGAUUGAUGGUAAUACUCUAUUCCAAACGUAUCAGUCGUUUAUAAAUAAGUUUCCUAUAGUAUCUAUUGAAGAUCCAUUCGAUCAAGACGACUUUCCCACUUGGAAACAAAUGACUUCUAGUGUCCAAAUCCAAAUUGUAGGUGAUGAUCUUACCGUUACUAACCCAAAGAGGAUUCAAAUGGCAGUAGACGCUGGCGCUUGUAACUGUUUGCUAUUGAAAGUUAACCAAAUUGGAUCCGUUACCGAGUCAAUACAAGCACAUCAAUUAGCAAAAAGUAACGGAUGGGGUACAAUGGUAUCACACAGAUCGGGAGAAACCGAAGAUACUUUUAUAGCCGAUUUAGUGGUAGGGUUGUCAACUGGGCAAAUUAAAACCGGAGCACCUUGCAGAUCCGAACGUCUUGCUAAAUAUAAUCAGAUAUUGAGAAUCGAGGAAGAGCUAUGUAAAUCAGCGAAAUAUGCCGGCAAGGAUUUCAGAAAUCCAAAUUGAAAAUGACAUGAUAUGCAUCACUUUUUUAACUUUCUCGUUUAUUACAAUUUUGGAAGAAUAAAAAGAUUCGUAUAUAAUUUUUUUUAUUUUUAAAUUUAACGUAACAAUUGAAAAAAAAAUAAGCAUUAUAAUUUCAGUUAAAACAAAGAUAUUCCAAAUUUGAGGUUUUGAUCGGAGUGAUGCUCUUUCCACAAACUUUCUAGUUGUUGUUAGUUUAGUGUUGUGAAAUUAUUGAGAUCUAGAAGGGAAUUCAAAAAUAAUCACCAAAGUAUAGUCGCAAAACAAUUAACAGAGGUAGAAAGUAGUGGUAAACUCUUUGAAAGGUUGAAAAUAAUUUUUUAUUAUAAAGAGUAUAGUCUAAAAAAAGCAUGAAAUUCAAAUAAGGAAGGUGAAGGAUAAUGAUAACAAAUGCUGAAGGAUGAGAUUAGGUAUUGAAUAAUAAAAGACAAUAGCAGUAUAAAAUAGUGAUAAAUUUCUUUAAUUUCUUAUAUCUUUUGAUGUGUUUGUGAUUCUAAAUCUUAAGUCUCUUCUGAUUUAUAAUUAAUUAUUAGACAGAAAAAAAUUUUACGUUUCGACUUGUUGCGAUCUUUAUGAAAAUAUUAAACUUUUGACUAUAUUUAUUUUUUUAAAUUAUUCAUCAGAUCAAAAAAAAUAUGCUGUUUGAAAGAAAAUUUAAUAUGCUUUAAUAUGUAUAUAAAUUUAUGAAAAGUUAUAUCGACUUCCUAUGUUUAACAUGAAAUUAAAGUAUUAAGUGAAAUAAUUAUUUUUAUCAUUAAUAUAAAUGGGGUUAUUGAUAAUUUAAAACUUAACAUUUAAUCUCUUUAAUAAUGGGUAUGACCUCCUCUUGCCCUAAUAACAUCUCUCAUACGAUUAGGCAUAAAUCUAAUCAAGUUAGUUGUGAGAUGUUAAGCACUCUUUUUCUACUGCAAUAAAUGUUCUAUCGGAUUUAGGUCAGGACUGUAUACUGGCCACUUCGUAACCCGUAAGCCGACUUCUGCAAUGUAUUCUUGCACGAUUCUGGCGGUGUGCGGCCAUGCAUAAAGGUAAUCUCCAAUGUAGUCGACGUAAGGUACCAGAUGAAUUGAUAAAAUCUUCACGAUUGCCUCUACGAAUGAACACAGAGUCGGUUCGUGCUCCAAUAGAAAUGGCACCCCAGAUCAUGCACAGAACAGAUUCCCAUUGUUCCAACGUCCAAUUCAGAUAAUUCUAUGCAAAACGCUAAAGUUUUGGACCUAUCGCAGGUGUUUUAGGGGUCCGGUUAUUUUCCUACACUCUUCGUCUUGCUUUCCACUGACUAAU